AGGUGGCACUGGUUCACGACGUGUCGUAUCAGCUGGUUGCCUGGUUGGAUAGAAGUUAGGUUAUGUGUGCCAAUAAAUAAGUUGAUAGGCAAAUCAAAACAAUAAUGCUGGAACAGGACAUCCCAAUCGAUAUUCAUACAAACAAGUUGUAUGAAUGGCUACUCAGUAGAAGACAUUGUUCAGCAGAUUGGCAAAAGAAAGCGAUGGUAAUCCGGGAAAAAAUCAAUAAUGCCAUACAAGAUAUGCCCAGUCACCCUGAAAUCACCAAACUUUUAUCCGGAACUUACAUAAAUAAAUUCCACUGCGAUCGUAUAGUGGCAUUGUUACGUGAAACUGAAGCGGACACGAAGAACAUGUUCGGUCGGUACGGCUCGCAGCGCAUGAAGGACUGGCUCGAGAUAAUCGGCCUCUACGAACAAGAUGGCGUCUACUUGGCUGAAGCCGCCAAUCAGCUGAUCAAAAAUGUCAAGUAUGAAGUGCCCAACUUCAAAAAACAGAUAGCCAAGUGCAAUAGUCUAAAAGAGGAAUGUGACAAGAAGGAACUCGAUUACAACAAACAUGAGAAUUCGGCAAGACAUGACUUGGAGUCCUUCAUGAAGCAGUUGGGGGUGAAAUCAAACAAUCCUCGAAAAAUGAAGAAAGAGCUAAUCAACCGAGUCGCUCAGUUGGCUGAAAUCUACGAUAAAAUCACAAAAGAAGUGAAAAAUUUGAAGAAAGUUGUCGAAUAUCAUUCAGCUUUACUAGGCCACACCAAUCCGAAUUUCGAUAAGAAUUCGACUGUACAAAUCAUCAGAUAUAUUAUUGAAUCUGGAAACACCACAACUUAUCAAUAUUUGUAUGGAGAAAAACCAAAACAAAUUAUUGAGCCAAAACUUCUGAUUGAGGAUGAUGAUGCUGGCAGUGUAAAUGGAGAUGGUGAUGGCAUUGAUUGGGGAAAUGAAAUUGACUAUGGUGAGAUUGACUAUGGAGUAAGCCUGGAGGAGAGUGGCAUAGAGGUGGAGUGCAAUAUUGGGAUUGGGGGAGGCGAUGACAAGAGCAGUGACAGUGGAGUGGCUGAAGGCAAGCAGGCACUGACUUUGCUCGACAACCCUGAAACCCGCACCGAGUUCAUCAAUCAAUUACUCGAGCUGGAAUCGUUUGCGAAGAUGCGUCUCCUGGAGAUGCAGAGCGAGUCGAUCAGCAUGUUGGUGAGCAACAAUCAGCUGCAGGAAACCACAGAGAAUGUCGCCUCCAUGCUCGACACAAUUGUUGUCAUCAAACAGCUCAUCCUCGACCCCACCACCACCGAUCUGCAUAAUAUCAAACAUUCCCCUAGGCAUGUGGACAAAAUAUUGCUGAAAUUGGAGAAUAAGUACAAUGUUGUUGAGAAGACGAUAGCCAGCAGAGAGGCAGUCCACGAGAGAGGCCUACAAGCUGUGGAAGAAGCCAGGCUUCUAACGCCCAAAAUGCAACUGAUCAUUGACAAAACGAAAGAGCUUCAAAAAGACAUUGAGAAAGAUAUUUCGAAGAAAUACAAGGGUCGUCCGGUAAACUUGAUGGGAGGAGUGUCAACUUUAUAAUGCCAUUUUAAAUUGUAUUGGGAUAAUAUAUGGGAUGUUUCUAUAAAUCUUUGUCAGUUCUUACCAUC
Nilaparvata lugens (brown planthopper) is the source of this 1627-nucleotide messenger RNA. RefSeq names its product CDK5 regulatory subunit-associated protein 3-like. NCBI's taxonomy places the organism in Eukaryota, Metazoa, Arthropoda, Insecta, Hemiptera, Delphacidae. The transcript has 10 exons. The record is from RefSeq and is a predicted model, not a curated record. Gene Ontology annotation, cellular component: endomembrane system. Bases 105 to 1559 code for a protein of 484 amino acids. Gene Ontology annotation, biological process: regulation of cyclin-dependent protein serine/threonine kinase activity; regulation of mitotic cell cycle.